AGCCAGAUCUUCAUCAUUGCACUAAAGUACCAAUCCUCUCCAUACCACCAAUAUAAAUAAUUUAACUUAUGGAAUUCAACUUCCCGAUACAUACUGGGGCGAGCAAAUGGCUGUAUCCCAUUGGUCUUGGAGACGAGGGAAAGAUAAGGUUGGAAAAUUCACAGAAUAGACAGGGGCAUAGGAUCAGGAUAUAACAUAUCCCACCAGGUGUACCUAUGUAUGCAUGAACCAUCUAUGGGUAGUCCACCCGCACAAGUAAUUGCGUGCUGCGGAGCACAUCACUGUACCCGCGCUGGAAUGUAUAUAUGUACAUGGGGUUUCCGUUGUACUGGUGAAUCUCGGUUUUUGCUUUUGUUCAACCGAUAGGAAUUGUCCUGAGGGUUAUAAUGUGAUUUGAUACAUUUUCGUACAAUUCAGAGACUAUUUCAUAUAUUUCAUUUGACGGCCUGGAUGCAUGAGUAUAUCGUCAUACGUGCGUUUUAUAUCUUUUCGAGGUUCCCCGUUUGUGAUCCCAGUUUUUGAGCUGGAGUGUUCUCCGUGCACACGGGAAAUACAAUUGAUCAGUCGCUAUUUCGACAAUGCCGCACAUGGCGUCAUCGCAGCCUUUAGAUGAUGAGAAGAUCACUGUCGAAAGAGACGGAAACUAUGGGAAUUCAGCUGGAAAAAUAAAUGCCAAUGAAAAGGGAAAUGGGAACGACAGUGAGGUUUCUGAUGAGUCGUUUGCGAACCCAAUGGGCUUGGAUGAGAAGGCGUUGAUUAGGAAGCUGGAUUGGAAGUUAUUACCUGCUCUCACAUUGCUUUAUUUGUUGAGCUUUUUGGACAGGAGUAAUAGUAUGUUUUUCUCUAAUUCUUCAUUGAAUUGUUUCGAGUUUUUAGAUGGAUUGGAAAUGUGGAAUUGGAAAUGGAAUUUCAGAUGAUGCUGACCAUAAUCGAAACAAACAGUUGGAAAUGCGAAAUUGGAUGGAUUAACGAAGAGUUUGCACAUCACCGGAAAUCAAUACUUAUUAACAUUGACCAUCUAUUUCAUCGGAUACGUCCUCUUCGAAGUACCUUGCAAUAUCAUACUUAAGCGCACAACACCCAAAAUAUGGCUUCCAACUCUUAUGCUUCUCUGGGGAAUUGUCGCGACCUUGAUGGGAAUUUCUACAAGCUAUGCAGGAUUCCUGGCUGCUAGAUUUUUCUUGGGUGUUACGGAAAGUGGAUUGUUCCCUGGUGUAGUGUUUUACUUAUCAAUGUGGUAUAAGAGGACGGAAACACAUUAUCGAAUUGCCUUAUUCUUUUCUGCGGCUUCGUUGGCGGGAGCUUUUGGAGGAAUCUUGGCUUAUGGAAUUGGAUUUAUGGACGGAGUUGGGGGAUUGAAGGGGUGGAGGUGGAUUUUUAUUAUUGUAAGAUGUUCUAUCACCUUAUCUUUAAUAAACUGUGCUAACAAAUACACAGGAAGGACUUUUGACUGUCGUCGUCUCUCUCGUUGCCUACUUCUUCAUCCACAAUUAUCCUUCAACGGCUCCAUUUCUUACUGAACCCGAACGCUCAUUCAUUCAUGCGCGCCUCAAAUCAUCUACAGAUGCAACGAACACAGAGCCCUUUACCUGGACUAACGUCCGCGCCGCAUUUGGAGAUUACAAAUGCUGGCUCUAUAGCCUUGGCUUCCACACCAUGUCUCUACCCCUCUACACCCUUUCCCUCUUCUUCCCAACCAUCAUUUCAGCCCUCGGCUACAAAGCCGCCACCGCACAGCUCCUCACAGUCCCCCCUUACGCAUUCGCCACCAUCCUCACAUUAAUCAUCGCAAUCCUCUCAGAGAAAACCCAAAAACGCGCCCCUUUCAUCUUAUUCUCCUCCUGUUUCGCAAUCAUCGGCUACAUAAUCCUUCUCGCCACUCCCAACACCAAACCUGGCAUCUCUUACCUCGGCACCUUUUUCGCAGCAGGCGGAAUAUACCCCAGCACAGCCAUCAUUCUCUCCUGGCCAGCGGCAAAUGUAAGCGGACAGACCAAACGCGCCACGGCUACUGCGAUGACGAUCACGAUUGGUAAUUUGGGAGCAGUACUCGGUACGCAGUUGUAUAGGCCGGCGACGAGUCCGAGGUGGUUUUUGGGUCAUGGAUUUGCGUUAGGUUAUUUGGUGGCGAAUUUGCUAGUGGUGGGUACGUUGUGGUUUUGUCUGGAGAGGGAAAAUAGGGUGAAGAAGAGGAGGGAGGAGAAUGGUGAGGUGGGGAGUGAGGUUAUUGAAAAUGAUGAGGAUGUUAGGUGGUUAUUUCAGACUUGAGCUGCGGGGGAGGGGGUCUAAGUAGAUUUCUUUUUAGUUUGUUGUAUAGAAAACUUUUUAUGUAUCGAUCUUGUUUUUCCGCUAUAUCUUUAUACCUUGGUACUCACAAGUAAUCUUACAAUUCAUAGAGACUUACAGAUAAGAUACUAUGAAGUCGAAAUACUAGAGGUAGAUAAAGCUAAUUAUGACCAAGGCCGGACAUUUG
Messenger RNA from Sclerotinia trifoliorum, 2473 nucleotides. NCBI's taxonomy places the organism in Eukaryota, Fungi, Ascomycota, Leotiomycetes, Helotiales, Sclerotiniaceae. The record is from the annotation of a GenBank genome assembly.